AGCGUAAUGACGCACAGAGUUCAUUUCCCAAAGAGGAGUCGGAGCGUCAGACGUGCCUUCCAUAUUCCCUCAGCCAGACGUUUCCUAUGGCGGCAAUGUUGGCCAACAUUUUCUCAAAGACAAAAUGAGCAAGACAUUUGUGGACCAUGGUUUCCCUCCCCUCUCCUCUUUCCGUCUCAUCGUCCCCCCUCUGCAGCUUGUGUCUGCAGCUCUGUUUGAGAUAGUGAAGCAGGGAGCUGUGAUGUACUACGGUGUGCUGGAGGAGUUCAUUACCACAGUCCUGGAAACAGCUCCUGAGCUCCUCACUGACACAGAGAGACUCCAACUAGUGAUUGGCCUGCGCGCAAAGGUGGUGCUAGAGUUGUGCCGCAAUGAAACAGAAGCUGAUUGGCAGGACUUUCAGCAUCAUUUGAGUCAAAUGAACACCUACAUUACAAACCAGGAUAAAGAGACUUCAAAUUCUGAGGUGAAAGCUUCAGUUACAAACUUCAUGAAGCUUGUUCACACUUUGGUGGAAGAUCAGUGUCAGAGGAAUAUCUUUUUUCAGAUCAUCUUUCCAACAGCAUUUGGCCCUAAAUAUGACUCAGCACUACAGGCUCUAAUGAAGAAAUUCCUCUUCAACCUACAGGAUUUGUUGCCUGUUCCUAGCCUUGAACAAACUUCCUUGUGGCUCAGUCUCUCUCCUGCUAUCUUGAAAGAGUGUGUGGACUUCAUGAACCAGCCUCAGCCACUGAAAACACUUAUUCAGCAUAACAAACACCAUGGGCACAAAGUUCCACAAGCUUUUUCUUCCUCUGGUGAUGACUGCAUCCUCUCCAGUCUGUCCUGUCACCUGCCAAAAGUGGAUGACAAAUGCUAUGCACAAGUCAAAUCUGAACCUAUAUGUGACUCACAAGAGUGGCAGAUGGAUAAUGUUCUUGACAGUGGGUCACAAAAAGGUAAAGAAGAAGACUUCAAGGUGGUCUAUUCAGAUUUUGAGAGUAAUGAGGAAGAACAUGGACAGUGUGUUGGUGAUGUCACUGAAGACCAGGGAGCCUCUGUGGAAGUAAUACUUCCAUCUUUUGAUGAAACUGAAUCUAGUGAUGAUGACCACAUGGACAAAAAAUGGUUUCACCAUUUGAAAACUGGUCGUAGGACAUCUGCAAAGACCUUAAAGAGUGAAGGUGAUGAAGAUUUUAGUUGUCGAAGCAAACAAAAGGAGCACAAGAUGACAAUGAGUCAGUUAGGUUCCACAAGUCAAAGUUGCCCUGACCCCUCAAGUCUGCAUUCUACAAACUCUGAGCUGUCUAACGAUGACUGCAGCCUUAUUUGUCAUGUUUGUGACAAAGUUUUUGCUUGCCAAAAAAACUUUGAGAAACACCAGCAGAUUUGUGCAGACGCAAGUAAACGUCAAGAAGACCAAGACCCACAGUGCUCCUCAAGUUUAGCUCAUCACCGCAAACCAAAUAUUGUUGAUAAAACCAGCAAGUCUUCCCCUUGUGAAACAUCACAUGCAGUAACCCAGGAAUCAAAAACAUUCCACAUACCACAAGACCAAACAUGUAAAAGAAGUGAUCGUGUCAAACAAUGCUCCAUAUGUAGUGAAAUAUUCUCUUGUUCUACUGAUUUCAUGGAGCACAUGAAAUGCCACACUGAGAAGAACCCUUUUCUCUGUCCUGACUGUGGAAUUGACUUUGAAAGCUAUGAAGGCUGUGAGAAACACCGGAAAGGUGGAUGCAGAGCUUCAAGCCAGCAUGUAAAGGGCUAUUUGUUAAACAAUGAUAAUAAAGGGAAUCAGGAGAGCACUUUAGUUCCCAGUGAAACAAGUCAAACCUCAACAACCAGAGAUGCACCAAAAGACUCAAAGACUCGUAAACCACUGCUGACAUGUCAGAAGUGUGGCAUGCGUUUUACUUACUGCAAGAGCUUUGAGAAGCACCAGAUGAAAUGUUCUGAGGAAACUUCUCCAAGAAAAACCAAGAAAAACAAUUUGAUUAUCAGUGGGUGUGAUUCCUUUUCAGCUGAUAAAAUAAGUGAAAGACAUGCUGAGAAAAAUUGUACAACAAUAGAAGAAACCCCAUCCACUGUAGUCUUUAAAAGCUAUGAAAUCUGUGAGAUGCAGGAGGAUGGUAAAUACAGAGCUUCAAACCAGCAUGAACUGGGUUAUUCAUGGAGCAAUGAAAAUAAAAGGAAUCAGGAGAACACAUUGGUUUCCAGUGAAAUAUGUCAAACCUCAACAACUGCAGAUGCACCAGCAGACUCAAAGGGACCCAAACCACCUCUGACAUGUCAAGAAUGUGGCAUGUGUUUUAUUUGCUACAUGAGCUUUGAGAAGCACCGAAAAAAAUGUGCAAAAGCAACUUUUCAAAGAAAAACCAACAAAAACUAUGUUACUAUCAAUGGAUGUGAUUUUCUCUUGGCUGAUGGUUCUAAUAAGAGCCAUGUAGAGAACAGUUUAGAGACAGUGGAAGCAAUCCCAUCCACUGAAGACUUUAAAAGUGAUGAUGAAAGUGAGAUGCACAAAGAAGAUUCAUGCAGAGCUUCAAACCAAUAUUUAGAGGACAAUUCCAUGAGCAAUGACAAUAAAAGGAAUCAGGAGAACACAUUGGUUUUCAGUGAAACAAGUCAGACCUCAACAACUGGAGAAGCACAACACUCAAAGGCACUGAAACUACCUCUGACGUGUCAGAAGUGUGGCCUGAGUUUUACUUACUGCAAGAGCUUCGAGAAGCACCAGAAAAAAUGUUCAAAUGCAGCUUCUCAAAGGAAAACCAAGAAAAACUAUUUCAUCAUCAGUGGGUGUGAUUUCUUUUUAGCUGAUGACAUAAAUGAGAGCCAUGAUGAGAAAAGUUCUGAGACAGUGGAAAUAAACCCAUCCCCCGCUGAUGAUGUAGGAGGCUCACAGCAUAAAUCCCGACUCUUUAAAUGCAGCAUGUGUGAAAAGGACUUUUCAAAAAUUGAGCUCCUGAAAAGACAUUACUCAGAGUCACAUGAUGUCAGAGGCCCAUACCCCUGCACUAUGUGCAAGAGGGCUUUUUUGACUUUGUAUGAAUUGGUUCGUCAUCAGCAAAACAAACUGUUGUUCCUAUGCCCUACCUGCAAGAAAGGUUUUUCAAAUAUAGGAGAAUUAAAAAGACAUGAAAGAAUACAUACUGCAAGUGCAAGUAUAACACCAUGCACUUGUGAAACCUGUGGAAGAAGCUUCAAAUUCCGCGUUAACCUGAUUCGGCACCAGAGAAGGCAUAGAGAAAGGCCACCCAGUGUUUGUUCAUACUGUGGGAAACAGUUCAGUUCAAAGGAUGGCUUGAAAGCACACAUGGUGAGGCACACAGAGGGUUACCCAUGCCCGGUGUGUGGAAAGAAGUUCUAUCAGAAAGCAUACCUUACAUAUCAUCUGAAUAGACACACAGGGCAGGAGAAAUACCUCUGUGACAUAUGCGGGAAAGGCUGGCCGACUGUGUCUCUGCUCAAAGUUCACAUGGUUAAACAUACAGAGGGGCAGCCAUUUCAAUGUGAUGACUGUGGUCUGACUUAUAAGAGGAAGUCUGGUUUGCUUGCUCACCACAGGGACAAACAUCUUGGUCUGCGGCCAUUUGUGUGCGAGAUUUGCAGCAAGGCCUUCAGAAUCAACAGCCAGCUGAAGAAACACAUGACGGUCCACACAGGGGAACGGCCUUUCUCAUGUCCAAUUUGUGGCAAAAAAUUCACAAAAAGCUUUAACCUCAAGAAGCACAGGGAAAAGCCAUGUAAGUAGCGGCGUGUUUAUGAGCAUGUACUGUGUUAAAGCUGAUCAUGAUUCACGAUUGACUGAUUUUUAAAUAAAGACAAAAUAGAAAUCUGA
Notolabrus celidotus (New Zealand spotty) is the source of this 3820-nucleotide messenger RNA. RefSeq names its product zinc finger protein 91-like. Bases 125 to 3733 code for a protein of 1202 amino acids. NCBI's taxonomy places the organism in Eukaryota, Metazoa, Chordata, Actinopteri, Labriformes, Labridae. Gene Ontology annotation, biological process: telomere capping; regulation of transcription by RNA polymerase II; regulation of telomere maintenance via telomere lengthening. The record is from RefSeq and is a predicted model, not a curated record. Gene Ontology annotation, cellular component: chromosome; shelterin complex. The transcript is spliced from 7 exons. Gene Ontology annotation, molecular function: chromatin insulator sequence binding; DNA-binding transcription factor activity; telomeric repeat DNA binding.